AUGGUGGAUCCCAGUGGCAACGAAUCCAGUGCCACAUAUUUCAUUCUAAUAGGCCUUCCAGGAUUGGAAGAAGCUCAGUUCUGGUUGGCCUUCCCGUUGUGCUCCCUCUACUUUAUCGCCGUGCUAGGUAACUUGACAAUCAUCUACAUUGUGCGGACGGAGCAUAGCCUACACGAACCCAAGUAUAUCUUUCUUUGCAUGCUUUCUGGCCUUGAUGUCCUCAUCUCUACCUCAUCCAUGCCCAAAAUGAUGGCCAUCUUCUGGUUCAAUUCCACUACCAUACAGUUUGAUGCUUGUCUGCUACAGAUGUUUGCCAUACACUCCUUAUCUGGCAUGGAGUCCACGGUGCUGCUGGCCAUGGCCUUUGACCGCUAUGUGGCAAUCUGCCACCCACUACGCCAUGCCACUGUGCUAACAUUGCCUCGUGUUAUCAAGAUCGGCAUGGCUGCUGUGGUACGGGGUGUUGCACUUAUGGCACCCCUGCCUUUCUUCAUCAAACAUCUGCCCUUCUGCCGCUCCAAUAUCCUUUCCCAUUCCUACUGCCUACACCAAGACGUCAUGAAGCUGGCCUGUGCUGACAUCCGCGUCAAUAUCAUCUAUGGCCUCAUUGUCAUCAUCUCUGCCAUUGGCCUGGACUCACUUCUCAUCUCCUUGUCGUAUCUGCUUAUCCUCAAGACUGUGUUGGGCUUGACACAUGAAGCCCAGGCAAAGGCAUUUGGUACUUGUAUCUCUCAUGUGUGUGCUGUUUUCAUAUUCUAUGUACCUUUCAUUGGGUUGUCUAUGGUGCACCGGUUUGACAAGCGGCAUGACUCCCUCCUGCCUGUCAUCAUGGCCAACACCUAUCUGCUUGUUCCUCCCGUGCUCAACCCUAUUGUCUACGGAGUGAAGACAAAGGCGAUCCGGCAGCGCAUCCUUCGUCUUUUCCAUGUGACCACCCACACUUCGUAUCCCUAG
Eubalaena glacialis (North Atlantic right whale) is the source of this 954-nucleotide messenger RNA. RefSeq names its product olfactory receptor 51E1. Gene Ontology annotation, biological process: G protein-coupled receptor signaling pathway. Gene Ontology annotation, cellular component: membrane. Bases 1 to 954 code for a protein of 317 amino acids. Lineage: Eukaryota; Metazoa; Chordata; Mammalia; Artiodactyla; Balaenidae. Gene Ontology annotation, molecular function: olfactory receptor activity; G protein-coupled receptor activity. The record is from RefSeq and is a predicted model, not a curated record. The transcript has a single exon.